GGGGAAACAAUGAAAGCGAAGCUUGGAGUUGGAGCACUGCGAUCAUCGGUCUCAGGCACAGUCACCAAUGCUGCGCAAAGGCAUGAUGAGGAGGAGAAGCGCCGCUGCGGAGGACUGCGCCGAUUCGGGAGCUGAGACCGGAGGAUCUGAUUCCAGCAGGAUGUCUUCAAGUAGUGAACUGGUGCAAGAAGAGAGUCAGGACCCUUUUCAGGUAACUGUACAUCUUCUUGCAAACCCUGGUGAAUCUCGAGGAUUACAGCAAACCUUGGACUGUCUGUUGCAUUGGAUUAGCCCAGAUAUCCAGUUGUUUCAUGUUUCGGAGAGGGCAAGUCCAAUAAUACAUUGCAAGUCACAGCACAGAAAAAACUCUGGUUAUCCUUCUCUCUCUGUUAUUCUGUUCCUACAUGAAGACUUUGGUGAAGAACGAAUUUUGCAAGUUCAUGACUUUUUCCAGGGCCCACCGUGGCAGUAUCAUCACAGUGAGAGCGUUGGUGGAAAAAUUCUUCCUUAUAUGAUUUGCUGUCAGGACUUCUAUUCUUUGGAUGCUAACAUGCCAAUCUGGGCUGUAAGGCAAGUACAUUAUGGAAACGAAAUCCUGCGAAUCACUGUGAGCUGCAGCUAUGAAAAUUUUGAGGAUGCUGUCAAACUCUAUGAAUUAAUUUUGCACAAAAAAGCUGCUGUGCAAAAAACGGAUUUUUGCUGUUUCACGGUAUACUCGAGCCACAGUUUCUGUAUUCAGCUUUCGUUAAAACAAUUGCCACUUGGCAUUCCAGUUGAUCUUAAAGAAUCAGCAGUGCUACAGUUCAGAGUGCAUGCAAUAGGAGAGUUGGUGCCACUUCUUCCAAAUCCAUGCAUCCCCAUCAGCAACACCAGGUGGCAAACUGAAGACUAUGAUCGAAACAAGAUCCUCUUCCAAGUCAGAGGGAGCAUUCGACACUCGGACAGAAACUGCUCUGCUGGUCAAGUGCACGGCAACGGUGGUUUUAGCAAUCACUCGUGUAGUUCAGUGUCAUGCAAUCAAAAUUCACUUUCAGAUAAGUGGCCCGACAAUCAAAUGCCUCAUGAUAGGAACAAAAUGUUCCCUGCUUUAACAGCAGAUGCAGAAGAAAGGAAGGAUGUGAAAGGCAAACAAAGGAACAAUUUGACUGGAAUGCUGGACAGAAAUGAAAGCAGCACAUCAGAGAGUUUGUGCAGCACACCCAAAAGCAGCUCCUGUUACUCAUCACAACGCAGCAGUCCAGCAACAACAUCUCGCAAUGAUUUAUCAUUCCAUUUCAACACGCCUAUAAAGGUCCGAAACCUUGAUCACGAAACUACCACUGGAAUACAAAAUGCAGAAACAGAUGUUGACACUGGAUUCAUUGUUACAAAGUCAAAUCCAUUUACUGGUGCUAGCCCCUGUUCUGUAUCUGUACUUUCAGCAGGUAAAAAGAAUAGUCUUCCUAAUUCAGGUGUAAAAAGUUAUGCAUUAAAACCAACAGUAAUGUCUUCUGAGACUAACAGUAUUUUAAUCAAAAAGUGGCAGACUUCAGAUGAGGAAGAAAAGCCGGCAUACAUUUGUCAGAAAUCACCUGAAGCACCCUGGCAGUUUUGCGAAAAUAGUACAGGGGAAGAAGAGUUUUUUAUUUAGACAAAUGUUAUCUUAUUAAAUCUCACUUUGAUCUGUCAGGUGAAAUUUCUUUGUUAUAAUGCACAAAUACUUGCAAGAGGUAACAUAAUGGAACAAUAAAUUACAAUCAUUUUGUCAUCUUUUAAAGCAAAUAUACAUCUGACUCGCAUGUUUUCAUUAAUUCUGUUAACAUUUCACUUGCACUGUGUGGAUUUAUCCUGUAAAAUAGAACAAAAUCCAGUCGUCUGACAAUGAAAUUUUCUUCAAAUUAUAUAUCAUUAUUAAAUGAAUAAUUUAAUUCCAAUGUUAGCUUGGAGUUGCAGAAACUGCACAUAAUUUGUAGCUCUAAUCUGCUAAAGUAAACACCAGCAAAAAGUUUUUUUUGCUGUUUUGUCUAAACUCUAUGAUGUACAUACUAAAGUCACUAUAGGGCCUACAUAAGGAUGUCUUUUAAAAUUUUUAAGUUAAGAGUAACUUGCUGCCUGUUCGGAUUUUCUUCUGUUAUUUGUCAAGUCUGGAUACUAGUUUGGCAUUGGAGGUCAGUUGUAUGGAGGAUUUAAUGUGUUGAACAUUACAUGAAUAUCAAUAUAUCCACCACACAGUUUGUGAUUUGAGUUGGUGAAUGCUGUUAUUUCAGUCCAUCUCUGCUCAGUACGAAAACAUAAAAUGCUGGAGAUAUUCAGCAAGUCAGGUUGGAACUGUGGGAAGGAGGAGGAGCAGGGUCAAUGUUUCUGAUGAAGGGUCUCUGACCUGAAAGUUAACUGUUUCUCUUCCCGCAGAUGUGGCCUGACCUGCUGAGUAUUUCCAGGAUUUUCUGUUUUUGUUUUAGAUUUCCAGCAUCUGUGGUUUUUAUUUGAUUUUCAUCUCUGCUCAGUAACUUGAACAAGUCAUUAUCUUCUUGUACCAUAAGCACUUGCCAUUUAAAUAAAGAGAAAGAAUUUGAGGUGAGAUCUGAAAAUUUAUUUUAUUUCUAACAGUUUAGUAAUUUUUAAACAGAAUCCUUAUGGUGAAUUUUUAAAAUAUAUUAAACUUAAGUGAUUUUGCAAAAGGAGUAAAAGUUGAUCAAUUUAGAAAACUUUUUCAUCACCAUUAUAGAUGACAAAUUCUACAGGGUUUUUUUUUGUAAUUGGUCACACCCCCUACCCAACUCUCCUCAGUCAGUUCCUUCAAGGAAACAAUUCCAUUUAAAUUUCAAAUAUGGCUUUGAAAAUUAAUUUUCUGUAACAGGAUGUAUUUUAAAUUUUGAAAUAGGAAAUCCAGAAUAUUUUGAAAAUGUAGUUAUAAAAAUACUGUAAUCAUGAAAUAAGGAGAGGUUUACUGUAUGAGAAGCUUAUGUCCUCACCAUCAAAUCUUCCCGCUGUCUCUGGCACAGAGGUUAGGAAGGUGGUAAUUUUGAAUUACUUUAAACACUGCAGUUUGCUGAAUUGGGAAUGUAAUGGCCAGAGGGUAUCUAGUCCCAAUAGCUGCAGGGCCAAAGAAAACACUUUUGCAGUUCACUUCAUUUUAAAUGCACUUUUUCCCAUCUCUACUUCGAAACCACCACCACUGAGAAGGAUAAAUGCAAUGAGUGCUCUGGGAGGCUUUCAAAUCCAAGUGCCUUUCCAACUUGUCCCUCCUCCUGAGUGAUCUAUAUCAGCAUUUAUUCUUCACUGAUGAAUAAAUGGGUCAAUAUCACCCAUUUUAACAUCAUUGAGAGCUGCAGGAGUGCAGCAGUUCAAAGAAGCCUAUCUCUGGCAUGCAGGAGAUGCCAGUACGUGCACCCUUGCCAAACCCAUCCAUACUUUUCAAACAAAUUGCAAAGAGUAGGUCAGUAUCGGUAAGGGGGAAAGACUUGGGAUGAAUUCUGGAUGUUCUGAUAAAAUCGUAUCCAAAAUAUUGACAUUUUUCUUUACAGGUGCUGUGAAUUUUCAACAUUUUGCAUGUUUAUCAUUUUCCCAGCAUUUAUAAUUAUCUCUAUUGUGUUUAAUAAAAUGCAAUUGCUGUUUGAU
Molecule: messenger RNA, 3597 nt
Organism: Pristis pectinata (smalltooth sawfish)
Lineage: Eukaryota; Metazoa; Chordata; Chondrichthyes; Rhinopristiformes; Pristidae
Product: protein FAM124B
Exons: 4
Coding region: 68-1630 (520 amino acids)
Cellular component (GO): nucleoplasm
Source: RefSeq, a predicted model, not a curated record